UCGCUCCAGAUUGAAACUCGAAACAAAGAAAGAUUAGAAUCGAAGAAGCGUACCGUGAAGCAGGAAUGUCGACGAUCUUCAUCGCCGUCCAGUGUUUUCAAUGCUCCACGAUGCAGGUGAAGCAGCAGCGAAGGAGCGGGAAUAAGUGGAUCUGUGCAGUCUGCAACGAGAAGCAAUCGGUGCAGAAGGUGUUUGCUCGAGCUCCGAUGGCUAAAGACGUCCGUAAGUUCGUACAGAGCUUCAAUAUGUCUCGGAAAUAUGCGGAUGAACAGACGAAAGUCGAUGAGAUAUUUGAUGAGGAAAUUGUUGACGAGGAUCAGCUUGAUUUCAACGAGAAGAGAAAAAGACGUAGCGAUUGGAGUGAGUACCUCGAUCUCGAGGAAGAUCGCAGCCAAACUGGAAGAGAAAACGAACGAGAAUUAGGGAGUGAUUUUGCUGACGGAAAGAUUGUGACGGAGCUUCCAGAAGAAAAAACCAGGAAGCACUGUUCAACGAGCUGUUCAAACAGGCCGGAAAGUGGAGAAGGAAAAAUAUUUUACAGACCAGUUUUCCCGAAGAGGACACACAUUGCCAAGAAUUCAGCCAUUCAAGCAUCAAAAUGGAGUAAAGGCGUCCGAGAAGAUGAUGAAAAAGUUUCGUUGAAAGCCAAGCAUCAUCUAAGCUCCAAAGAUGAGAUUCGAAACUGGGAAUCGCUGUCGACAAAAGACGAUGAAAAUGCUUGCAGCAAGGUAGGAGGUCCUUCCAAGUGGAGUGAAUACAUAACUGAAGAUGACAACUGCGGAGGCAGAAAGGGAGAAAAUAUGGGAACAGAACAGGACAUGGAUACCUUGAAGAUGAUCAUAAAUGAUGAAAUUGUUGAAGAUGAUAUCCACCCUGAUUUCAAAUGACAGUUGCUUGCAAUUUGAAUUA
Messenger RNA from Cucurbita maxima (winter squash), 909 nucleotides. Its product is annotated as MRN complex-interacting protein. The record is from RefSeq and is a predicted model, not a curated record. Gene Ontology annotation, biological process: mitotic G2 DNA damage checkpoint signaling. Gene Ontology annotation, molecular function: chromatin binding. Lineage: Eukaryota; Viridiplantae; Streptophyta; Magnoliopsida; Cucurbitales; Cucurbitaceae. The transcript is spliced from 4 exons. Bases 66 to 887 code for a protein of 273 amino acids. Gene Ontology annotation, cellular component: nucleus.